GUUGGUGAGGACGGAACGAGGCCCUACCACAGUUAACAAUUCGUUGGGCCCUACUCUACUUUUUUUGUCCCCGCAUUCAGGAUGGCUGAUGCGUUGAUAAAUCUUUUCGUUGCUGCUGGCUUAAGUGCUCAAAAGGCAAAGGAAACAGCUAAAAAUGAAAUUUUGUCAAAAGAGUUCAAGAACAACAUUGAAAAGGCAAAGCAAGCCAAUGGUGAAGGAGAGAUCGACAAGUCUGUUGGUAAUCUGCUUUACCAUGUCAGCACCAGACUAAAGGAUAAGAAGAGGACAGAUUUCAUGAUCCGCUACAUCGCAGCUAAGAAGAUAAACUCUGAAGUACAGCUGACUGCUGCUCUGGAAUAUCUGAAAUGUAAUCCUGUGGAUCCUAUCAAUAUAGGAGACUUUGAGAAAGCUUGUGGAGUAGGAGUAGUCGUUGAACCUGAGGAUAUUGAGGAUGAGGUGAAUAGUUCAGUUGUACUUGUAUAA
This is a messenger RNA of Lytechinus pictus (painted urchin), 483 nucleotides long. Its product is annotated as glutamine--tRNA ligase-like. Gene Ontology annotation, biological process: tRNA aminoacylation for protein translation. The transcript has 3 exons. The record is from RefSeq and is a predicted model, not a curated record. Gene Ontology annotation, molecular function: ATP binding; aminoacyl-tRNA ligase activity. The coding region runs from base 82 to 483 and encodes 133 amino acids. Lineage: Eukaryota; Metazoa; Echinodermata; Echinoidea; Temnopleuroida; Toxopneustidae. Gene Ontology annotation, cellular component: cytoplasm.